Anisakis simplex (herring worm) is the source of this 288-nucleotide messenger RNA. NCBI's taxonomy places the organism in Eukaryota, Metazoa, Nematoda, Chromadorea, Rhabditida, Anisakidae. The record is from the annotation of a GenBank genome assembly.
UUGCGCAUGGUCAGUUCACAACAAAGCAUGCUGCCUGUAUUUCAGGAUAUCGGUGAUCACCUAAUAGAAGUUGUUGGCUUGGAUUCGGCCAUACAGAUGGGUCAAAUAAAAGCUGGUGUGCGUGGUGCUGCAAGACGUCUUUCACAAUGCGCUAAAAUUGUUAUAAAGACUCGUAAAUCCCUUCCAAUGCAAAUCGAUGGUGAACCAUGGAUGCAGCCACCUUGUAUCAUUCGUAUAGCUCACAAGAACCAAGUGCCUAUGUUAGUUGGUAAGUUAGCUGUGCGUUGA